Messenger RNA from Pongo pygmaeus (Bornean orangutan), 3005 nucleotides. Its product is annotated as phospholipid-transporting ATPase ABCA3-like. The record is from RefSeq and is a predicted model, not a curated record. Gene Ontology annotation, molecular function: ATP binding; ABC-type transporter activity; ATP hydrolysis activity. The transcript has 8 exons. Gene Ontology annotation, biological process: lipid transport; transmembrane transport. Gene Ontology annotation, cellular component: intracellular membrane-bounded organelle; membrane. The coding region runs from base 555 to 1745 and encodes 396 amino acids. Lineage: Eukaryota; Metazoa; Chordata; Mammalia; Primates; Hominidae.
GAGUACCAGCUCAUGAUAGGAGUCAGUAAUUGGAUGCUCUGGGCGGCCUAUUUCUCACGUUCCUCUCUUUGUAUUUUAUUAUCAGUUUUACGUGCAUAAUUUUCUUUGUCAAGGCAAGUGUCUAUUUGGCUGCGGCAUGUUUUGAAUAAACUUUGAGAGGGAAAGCAGAAACAUGGUGUGGGGCCAAAUGGGCCUUGGGUUUCUAGGGGAUGAAAAUGUGGCUUUUGUUGACUCCACAGUGGAAACUCAGAGAAUGCUUAGUCUCUCAGCAAACAAAACUUUAGACCUAGAGGGAUGGGCCAUCUGUAGGAAAUAAAUUGUUAACUCUCCAUCUCACUGAGCAGAGUCAUCAGUUUCACUAAGACUAUUAAAAUACUUAUGGAUGUUUCAUUUUUCCUCUUUGGUUUUGGUGUGAUACCACUUAGAGCAUGACUAAACUGGUUUCCUAAUUGUUUUGCUAGGUUGAACCUGCACCAGUCAUCCAAAGCAGUGACCCAACACUUAUCUUUAUCUUUUUGCUGUUUUAUGCCAUCGCCACAAUAUGCUUCAGCUUUAUGGUUAGCACGUUCUUCAAUAGAGCGAAUAUUGCAGUUACUUCGGGAACUUUGUUUUUUUUCGCUGUCUAUUUUCCAGCUUCUGGCCUCCGUCUCUACUAUAGAGAGAUGACACUUAUCCAGAAGCUGGCAGCCUGUCUCAGCUCAAAUUUUGCAAUGUCAUUGGGAGUUAAAUUUCCAGCUGAUGCAGAAAAAUGGAGAAUUGGACUUAAAUGGAAUAACAUCUUCUCAUCAACUACACCGGAUAACUUUUCUUUUGCCUGUGUGCUGGGAAUGUUUUUAUUUGAUGCUUUCUUGUAUAGCCUUGUGGCCUGGUAUAUAGAGGCUAUCUUUCCAGGAAGCUAUGGUGUGCCCAAGCCAUGGAACUUUUUCUUACAGCGCUCUUACUGGUUUGUGGAACCACCUGAGAAAAAAACUGAAGAAAAUCAAUUUUAUGAGAAAAUGCAAAGCAAGUAUUUUGAAGCUGAACCUACUGAUUUGAUAGCAGGUAUCCAGAUCAAACAUUUGUGCAAGGUAUUCCAAGGGCACAACACUACCAAAAUAGCUGUAAAGGACUUGUCUUUGAAUUUAUAUGAGGGGCAGAUCACUGUUCUUCUAGGACAUAAUGGGGCAGGAAAAUCUACCACUCUAUCCAUUCUCUCAGGUCUCUAUCCUCCUACAAGUGGAAAGGCCUAUAUUAAUGGAUACGAUAUCUCAAAGCAGAUGGUCCAGAUUAGGAAAUCGCUGGGCUUGUGUCCCCAGCAGAACCUGUUGUUUAAUUACUUGACAGUAUCAGAACACCUUCAUUUCUAUUGUGUGAUAAAAGGAGUACAAGUAAAGAUGACUCCUGCAAAAAUUGACCACAUGCUGACUACUUUUAACCUGCUAGAAAAGCGUAAUGAAUUGUCGAAGUCGCUGAGUGGAGGAAUGAAGCGCAAACUCUCCAUCAUUAUAGCAUUUAUAGGGGGCUCCAAGGUAGUGAUACUUGGUGAGCCAACGUCUGGUAUGGACCCAGUCUCAAGGAAGGUCACCUGGGAUCUCCUGCAGCAUUUUAAAAAGGAUCGUACCAUCCUACUGACCACCCACUACACGGAUGAAGCUGAUGUUCUGGGUGACCGCAUAGCCGUCAUGAUCAAGGGAUCCCUGCGGUGCUGUGGCUCUUCAAUUUUCCUGAAAAAAAUAUAUGGUCUCUCUCUCCUUGAUUAUUCUUAGGAUAUUGAUGCCUUAAUAAUAUUCUUCAAACAUAUGUUUCAUUGUUUUUUUCUAGGUACCCAAAACUUCAGUGCUUCCCUCUGUUCUAUUAAUUAGGAUUCAACUAUGAGACCUAUGAAAUAAUACUCCUUUUUUAAAAAAUUAUUUUCUUCUUUUAUGUUUAUUGUAUUAUCCAAAAUUUAUGUUCAUUUUUUCCAUAUGGCUUCUACUUAAAUUGUAAUUUGCCCAAAUGCAUUUGUGCUUUCAAAGAAAGAGAUAGAUAGAUAGAUAGACAGACAGACAGGUUGAUGGAUCAUAAGGGAAACACAGGGAACCAAACAUCUCUGCUCUGUUUCUUGUUUUUCAAAGAAGUACUAAAUUGCUUCUAUAUGAGCAGAAUAAUUUAUUACAGUAUGAAAAAUUUUUGUAAACUGUAAAAUACCAAAUGUGUCCUAAUAGCUUCCUUACCUUUUUAAGGCCAUUAUUCAAAAUUACCUAUACAUCAGUCUUCUUUGACCCCUUAAAUAUAAUUUUGACACUAGAUAGUUCCAUGACUCUAGGAAGUUUUUUUUAGCCUGUUUUCAUCAAUUCACCUCUCCCAGAGGCAAUUACUUUCUGAUUUUAUUACCAUACAUUAGUUUUGCCUGUUGUCGAAUGUCAUAUAAAUGAAUUAUAUAUUAUAAUUUUGUUCAUGGUUUCUUUACUUCAGCACAAUACAUUUGAGAUUAAUCUGUAUUGUUGCACAGAUCAAUUGUACAUAACUUCAAAUCUUCAUAGAUUUUUAUGUUGUUAUAGGUCAUUUCCAGUAUAUGAUAUAUGACUUCAAAUAUCAUAAGCAAAUGUGCCAUGAAUUUAAAGAUCUUUCUUGGUUAAAAAUCCAUCUUGUGAACUUAAAGAUCUCUCUUGCUUAAAAAUUCAUCUCGGUUGAAAUUACUUAGUAGUGGAGUAUUUUGGUACUGACUAGUGGGGUACUUGGUCAAAAAUUAUGUGUAUGAUGUUUUGAAAGGUUCUUCAAAGUGCUUGUAAUAUUUUACACCAGCCAGCGUGUUUGAGAUUUCCACUUACUCCAUACCCACACCAAUAUUUUGGUUUGCCUUUUGAGUUUUAGUCAUUCUGGUGGGUGUGAAACAGUUAUCUCGGUGUUUUUAAUUUUCAUUUCCCUGAAGAAUAAUUAUAUUGAGUUCAUUUUCAUGUAUAAGUUGGCUAUUUGUAUGAAUUCUUUUGUGAAGUGUUUAAGUCUUCUGCCCACUAUUAAAAGUUGGUUGUUUGUCUUUUUUAUUG